Molecule: messenger RNA, 1791 nt
Organism: Trichomycterus rosablanca
Lineage: Eukaryota; Metazoa; Chordata; Actinopteri; Siluriformes; Trichomycteridae
Gene: ckap4
Product: cytoskeleton associated protein 4
Exons: 2
Coding region: 57-1595 (512 amino acids)
Source: RefSeq, a predicted model, not a curated record
AUUCCACUGCACUAAAACGCCAACAGUGCAGUGAGCACCCAAAAACCGGACAGGACAUGGCGAAAAACAAAAGCAAGAUCCCCAACUCCAACGAUAAAGCACCUGUAACCCCUCAGGAUGACGUGGCGAAGAAAAUCCCUAAAGUCAGUAAAUCCGAAAGUUGUGCAAACUCCAGAUCCGCGUCCGGAAAACUGAGCGCUUUUAUUUCUGCGCUCUGUUACUUUAUUCUGGUGUCCGGAGCCGCUAUAGCUUCUUUUUAUCUGCAGAGAGUUCUCAACGAGGUCAACCAAAUCCGCUUAGAGAGUGAAGAAUCCCUGCAGAAGAACUCCCAACUGGUGCACAAAGUAGAAACUGCACUUCAACAGGUGACUUCAAUGAAGUCUUCUCUGGACAGUCUGGAGGUGACCGUGGGUCGUGCUCAGGCCAAGCUGGACAAUACUAACCUGGCUGUACAAAAAGGAGAAGCAGAAAUACGGAGGGUAGAAGAAGUCCUUCAAAAACUUCAGAAUGAAAUCCUUCAUGACCUCUCCGAGGGCAUCCGGGAAGUAAAGCAGGCACGAGAGCAUGAUUUUUCUUCUCUGGAGAGAACCCUAGAAGAGCGCCUUGCUGAGUUAAGCCGCUCCAUCGCUGACAGUGUAGCUGAGUUCACCGGGGCUCAAGGAGAAGCUCAAGCUCAGCUUAGCAAGCUUAAAGCCCAGCUGGAGGAGCACAGUGAGCCUGGUAACCUUAAAGAUGAGCUUACAGCAAUCACCACUGCUGUGGCUCAACUGCACACCGCCAACGAGGUCGCAGAUGGCAAUGUGGGAGUUCUUAGGGAACAGAUUGCGUCCGUGGGGUCAGAGUUGCAGACAAGAAACAAAGAAGUUGCAUCCUUGUCCGAGGAGAUCGAGACAAUAAGAUCUCUCGUCCAGAGUACGGCUGGUCUGUUAAGGCAGAAAGUCUCUGCAGUUCAGGUUAGCAUGCAAGCCGUGUCGGAUCAGGUGCAGAGCCUGCAGGAUGGGCAGGAGACUACCAGCAAGGCUCUUCAGAGCCUGGAGACUGACUUGAGGGAGGAACUGGCCAAGACAGAGAAAAAGGAAGAUGAUCUGGAGGCUAGGCUAAAAGCCACUGAAGAAAGCGCAGAAGCUCUAAAAUCGUCAGCAGCAGAACAGAUGAGACGAGUAGAAGUACUUCUGUCCAAAUAUGACUCCCAUGAGAGCUCACUGGCCAGUCAAAGCCAGGUGGCCACAAAGGCCAGACAAGCACUGAGGGAGGAGAUGGAUGGAUUGAGGGGUAGCGUUGAAGACCUUCAGAUCAGCUUAAGUUCUUUGGCUGCUACUAAUUCUAGGUUAGAGGAAAUGAGGAUGGAAGCUCUUGGAGAGGAGUCUUUAGAAGAGAAUGUAGAGAUGGUAGAGGAACAAGCUGAAACAGAAUAUAUAGGUGAGGAAGAGGCUGAAACAGAAGAGCUAGUCGAGGAAGAGGCAACAACUGGGGAACCAUUGGUACAAACUGAGGAGGAAGAGUCAUCAAAUGUCAAUGACAAAACAGUACCAGAGGAGAUAGUCGAGGUGGAAGUAGCAUUUGAGAAAGAUGUAGUUGAGGAGGAAAGACAAUAAGUAAAGGGAUCUGUAGGCUUAUGCCCUACAUGAUAACGUCUGUUAUUGGAUAAGGACAGUAGAUUAAAAGUAAAAGUGAAAAAUACACCUGCACUGUAGUUUUUUUUAUGGGACUUUGAUACAGGCUGCCUUACUGUAAUAUGAAAUAAUUUGAAUGUUUCAUUAUUGCUGUUUUCCAAUAAAAUAUUUAACACAA